GAUUUUUGCUGUGAAUCCUUACUAUAGCCGACGGACAUAGACACGCACAUACAGUUGAACAAGUGAACAGGUAUAUACAAACAGGCUAUUUUUAGACACCGUAACUGAGACACAAUAGACAGCAGGCGGGCAAUGCAGAUAUAUACAAAAAUACAGUGAGCGCAAGGGACUGACGUCAUUUGUCUAUAUUGUGUUCUACUGCGAUGUGAGUUCGACGGCCGCUCCCCAUCCCGAAAAACGUUCUGUCAUUGCGCUGCUUUUAACGUAUUUUACCGUAUGUCCGCUUGCCUGCUACAUCUACGACUUGGUCUGCCCAGUGAAUGACUGUAGCGCUGCCGAAUCUAUUUAAAAAGACAUCAUUACUAUCAUUGAUGGAUGAUAGCGGAAACAUACCGAGCUUAGAUGUGCACUUUCGAUCUCGCUAAGAACGACUAAUUUGUUAGUGAAGCAAUGUUCCUAAAGUGAAGUGUACAUCGAAUCGUGGCUACAGAAGGAGGGAAUGUUAUAUUAAAUGUUUUAAUUCGGUGCGGAACACAAGGAAACGACGGCAGCAAGAUGGAUUCUUAUUCAAAAUUACUCAACUAACGAAAGAUUAAGGAGCUGCAUCUUUCCGUUAAACAAGCUCAAACAAUUCUUUCUGCGGUACGAACCCUGAAUUGUGAUCUGGCGACGGCCAUAUCUCGUAUUUGGUCAAUACUUAUUGAGUUAGCUGCUGACAUUGCAGCAUUAUAUUACUGAUAUUAAAGGCUGCACUAUUACUAUUCGUUUAGUUGUAUUGUUUAUGGUGCAAGCGCAAAAUCAUAAGCUGCCACCAACGCCGAUGGCUGACGAAGCGGCAAGACGGCGCGAACUGCGCCGCCAACGAAUUCUCGCCAAUUCAGAGAGUCGUCUCCAGCUUAUACUCAGUAAUGGAGAAGAUCGGGUUUCCCAUGACAAACCUUUUCUGGCGCCAGAUCAACCUGAACAGCCUCCAAUCGCGAUUGUUGCGAAUGUUACAUCUACCGAUGCCGACAAUCUACUAAACCCACAGUUGAACGCUAUUAGUCGAAAGUCGUCUAACACCAUUGAGACCUCCGAAGUCAGUCCUGGGCAUAACGGAAGAAUUUAUCAACUGCCAGGAAAAACAAUCGAACAAACUUUGAUUAUCGGUUCUCCCCCAGCCAACGAUCGCGUCGAUCGUGUUCAGUCAAAUUACAGUCCGAUCACGAACAUGGACUUUACAGACAUACCGUCAGACGAGCGACAACUAUUUGGAGGAGAUAUCUACGGAACAGCAGACAUUCUAGCUGCGGAACAGGUUCAAACAGGUGCAAAUUUCAGAUUACCACCGGAUGGAGAAUUUGAAAAUACUCCUUUAGCACAACUACUUUCUAAUCUGACGGAUAACGAUGAGGCUCCUCUCGUUACGUUAGCGAACCUAGCGGGUCGGUUGGGUCUUCCAGAAGCCGAUCAAAAUAUGAACAGGGCUAUAGGGGGUCGUGGUACAGCAACAGAUCGACAGAGUGCCGGUGAGAUUGCUCGCAGACGUUAUCAAGUUCUGUGGGAUCCUUGCCAUCUUCGUAGGACUUUGUUCAUUUCAGUUUUGGCUGUUCUGGCAAGAUUCGUGUUACCUGUUUUACCAGCAGACUAUGCGAUCAUGUUUGCACCUCUCUACCUUUUGGAACUUCUGUCGAUUUCAUUGUGUAUUUUUUAUUCUGUGCCGCUUAACAGGUCCCGAAUGUCAAUUGCUUUUAGUAUUCUUUUAUUCAUGGGCGCAUCACGGAAAUCAGUGCAGUUUGGUCAAACAUUAACAGCAUGUUUCGAGAUCUUCUUACGUGAUCUGUCCAUUUAUACGUUUAGUUUCUUUAUGGCUCACGCCUUCUGUCAGCAUGCGGACUUACUAGCAGUUACGACUUAAUAAUUCUCGCAACG
Molecule: messenger RNA, 1911 nt
Organism: Varroa destructor (honeybee mite)
Lineage: Eukaryota; Metazoa; Arthropoda; Arachnida; Mesostigmata; Varroidae
Source: RefSeq, a predicted model, not a curated record